Messenger RNA from Yamadazyma tenuis ATCC 10573, 375 nucleotides. RefSeq lists its product as uncharacterized. The record is from RefSeq and is a predicted model, not a curated record. Gene Ontology annotation, cellular component: Ino80 complex. Gene Ontology annotation, biological process: chromatin remodeling. Lineage: Eukaryota; Fungi; Ascomycota; Pichiomycetes; Serinales; Debaryomycetaceae.
AUGGCCGACUUGGAACUACUGCAGCUCUCGUACGUAACGACCAAGCACCACAGCUUCAAGAGCUCCACCAAGGUAAAGCCCUCGAACAAGCGGUUCAAGCCCGCUCGGCAGCUCAUUUCCGAUGAAAUCAAAUACCUUCAAACCAAAAGCCUCAAGUUCGACACCCCAACCCUCACAUCAAUCACGGCUCCACCAACAUUAAAGCCCCUGAAAAAGUAUUGUGAUAUCACCGGCUUGGAGGGAAAAUACCGUAGUCCCUCGAAUAACUUGAGAUUUUACAACGUGGAAAUUUACCAGGAGGUGAUCAGACAUAUGCCUCCGGGUUUGGACCAAGAGUACUUGAGUUUGAGAGGGGCCAACGUCAUUUUGAAGUAA